This is a messenger RNA of Didymodactylos carnosus, 828 nucleotides long. The record is from the annotation of a GenBank genome assembly. NCBI's taxonomy places the organism in Eukaryota, Metazoa, Rotifera, Eurotatoria, Philodinida, Philodinidae.
AUGAUGACAAAUGAAGAUGCACCGACAAAUGUCCUGAUAUUGCCCAAUGUGUUUUAUCCAUUACUUGAACAAUUAGAUAAAAAUGGUUAUAAAGAUUUACAACAACCAUUGCGUACCAUGUUCUAUCAACUUGAAGAUAAAUAUCCUGGUUUUUCUAAAAGUUUUUUACAAUUAUUCAUUGAAAAAGAACCCCAUAUUCAACAACAACAACAACCCGUUUUACAAAAUAUGAACGAAUUGACAUUAAAAUUAGAAAAAUAUUGUGAUAAAACAUCCUAUUAUUUACAAGGCUCAGAACAAGAAUUUCAUGAGCUUAAUAUUCGUUCAAAAAAUUUAAAACGUAUUCUAAGUCGUAUACCCGAUGAUAUUAAUGAAAAACGAGCAUUUCUUGAAACUAUUAAAGAAAUAGCAAGUGCAAUUAAGAAAACACUCGAUGCUGUAUCAAAUACAUUUCAAUAUUUAAAAACAUCAGAAGGUCGUCAAGCAUUAGAAAAUGAAAAAAAAGAAUUUAUUAAAUAUUCAAAAAAUUUUUCUAAUACAUUAAAAGCCUAUUUUCGUGAUAGUAAACGAGAUGAUGUUUAUUUAGCUGCAAAUCAUUUAUUAGUACAAACUGAUUAUUUACUACGAACAAUUAAACUCUAUUGUGAACCAGGAAAUUUAGAAGAAUAUUUAUAUCCAUCAUUAAAUCAUUAUGUUAAAUCACAAUCAUCGUCAUAUAAUAAUAAAUAUCAGAAUAAUAAUGUCAGAAACAGUAGUGCGAUUAGUGGUAGUGGUCAACAUCAACAACAACGACCUACAUCAACAUAUGAUACAACCGUUUUUACUUAA